AUGUGUGUGUCCCCAGGGGUCGGUGGGGCCCCGGUGCAAGGUGCUGGCGCGCACGUUCUCUGGGGCCGGCUGGGCUUGGGUGCGUCCCUUGCCUCCGUGUCUGCCUCUCACCAUCUCCUUCAGGGUCCUCACGCGGCGCUCCCACGCCCUCCUCCUCUUCUCUGGUCCUCUGGCGCCCCAUCCACGCCGCCCACACUCUCCGCCCACGCCCAUGCUGGCCGUGCAGCUCUGGGAAGGGCGGCCGCAGGUCGUGCUGGAAGGCGGAGGGUCGCCACUUAAACUUGAGGUGAACACGACGGUGAACGACGGUGACUGGCACCUUCUACACCUUCACCUCAACGCCCAGGGUGUGUCGGUAAUGGUGGACCUGUGUGGCCGAGGCUGGCACGAUCGCUCUUCCCACGACUCCCACUGUAUAACGCGGGCCGAGUGGGUCCUCCCCACGGGUGGGGAGGCGUGGGCGGGCUCGCCACCCCUGCAGGUGGGCGGCCUGGCCCACGCGCCCCCGCGCCCUGAUGAUCACGGCUGGGUGGAGGCGCCCACGGCCCGCCCUCUGGAGGGCUGUGUGUCACAUCUCACCCUCAAUGGUCAGCUGGUGGAUCUGGGCGAGCCGGCCUACAGCCAGGGUAGUGUGGGCGGCUGCCACCCUCAAGACGCAGCGUGCCCGGGCGGCCUAGGUGGGUGUGGGCGUCGCGGCCAGUGUGUGGGCGGCUUGCUACACCCGCAGUGCGAGUGCGACCCCGGCUGGUCAGGUCUGGGCUGUGCCACCCCAACCACGCCCGCUGCUCUGGGCAAGUCGUCCUACAUGAAGGUGGCGCUGUCGUUCACCCCGGCGCCGCGGGUCGUGACGGUGCAGCUGCGGGUGAGGACCCGGGGCCCUCGAAAUGGGCUUUUGCUGCGCCUGGCAGCUCACCACCGCUCUGCUGCCUUCACUCUACAUUUGCGUGCGGGCGUGGCGUGUGUGUCAGUAUCAGGGGCGGGAUGGGCGACGCGGGCGGCCUGCGUGGAGGGGCGGCCUGUGGGCGACGGCGCCUGGCACACCAUCGUCGCAGAACGUCACGGACACAACCUGGCGGUGAGCGUCGACGACGGCGACGGCUGGAGGAGGAACGAGUCGCUGGUGUCGCUACUGCAGGGCCCCGGUGCCAGGGGCGUCAGGGUCUCGCCGGGGCCGCUGGAGGUCGACAAACAUGACGGAGUGACGGUGGGAGGCAUGCCGGAGUUCGCAGGAGUGAGCCUCGUUACCGUCCACGAAGACCUCAGCGACAGUUGCAUAGACGACUUGCGCGUGUCCGGGCGGCCGUUGCCGCUGCCACCCGCCGUCAACGGUACCAGCUGGGGUCAAGUGACCACCUCAGAACGUUUCACCCGCGGAUGCCCUGCCCCGGACGCCUGCCUCAAUACCACCUGCGCCCCUCCCCUCUCCUGCACCAGCACCUGGGGACGUGCCACCUGCAGUUGCGGGGCCGGAGGGCAGCUGGUGGACGAUACUGUUUGUGAAGACGUGGACGAGUGCUUGUGGCGGCCCUGUCUCAACGGCGGCUCCUGCUACAACCUGCGCCCCGGUUACCUGUGCGUGUGCGGCCCGGGCCGCACUGGGGAUAAUUGCGAGUGGGGUGGACUGUCCCCAGACAGUCACCCAUUCACAGCUCCAGUGGCCAUAGCCGCCCUCACGCUCUCUCGCUUCUUACUCGUGGUGGUGGGCGUCGUCUUCUCCAUCCGGCUCCACCGGAAGUGGCUGGGGCGGGCGCUGGCAGGGCGGCAGGUUGGUGACGUGGGCGGCCGGGGCGGUGGGGGCGGCGAGGAAGGGACCAUAAUAGCCGUGAAGGGCGGCAUGGAGGAAGACAGCGGAAAGCCUCAGGCUCAAGGAAGACCCCGACGACACAUUUCUCAACUGCCUCAAGUACAACCAUCUUCAAGCUCACCCUCCAACCCAGAGGAAAGUUGCGGGGCCGGAGGGCAGCUGGUGGACGAUACCGUUUGUGAAGACGUGGACGAGUGCUUGUGGCGGCCCUGUCUCCACGGCGGCUCCUGCUACAACCUGCGGCCCGGUUACCUGUGCGUGUGCGGCCCGGGCCGCACUGGGGAUAAUUGCGAGUGGGGUGGACUGUCCCCAGACAGUCACCCAUUCACAGCUCCAGUGGCCAUAGCCGCCCUCACGCUCUCUCUCUUCUUACUCGUGGUGGUGGGCGUCGUCUUCUCCAUCCGGCUCCACCGGCAGUGGCUAGGGCGGGCGCUGGCAGGACGGCAGGUUGGUGACGUGGGCGGCGUGGGCGGUGUGGGCGGCGAGGAAGGGACCAUAAUAGCCGUGAAGGGCGGCAUGGAGGAAGACAGCGGAAGCAUCAGGCUCAAGGAAGACCCCGACGACACAUUUCUCAACUGCCUCAAGUACAACCAUCUUCAAGCUCACCCUCCAACCCAGAGGAAAGCAGAAGAGAGCCCGGCUCGUCCUGAGAGCAGCAGCCACCACACCCUCGUGAAGGAGCCGUCAGCAGCUGAUGUCUCCGCCAGGGUGCGGGCCGCAGACGCCGCCCCAGAGCCCCUCCUGCCCCAGGACGACCUCAGAGCCUACGCCUACGAGGGCGACGGGUCGUCCGCGGGGUCACUCAGCUCGGCCAUAUCAGGUCUGAAAGCUGAGUUGGACGACGAUGGCAACAUGAAGCCGCUGGUGUCGGAGUUCCUGGAAGUGAUGGACUUGCUCAGGAACUUACCCGAGGCCUCAAAGUCCCCCUCGCUCCUCACCAAACUUGACAGGAAGUCGGGUCUUCAAGGCAGCGGCACCCCUGGUGGUCCGGACGUGCCGCCCACGCCACGGAGCAGCAUCAAGUCAUCCACGCCCACGGCGUGUGGGGCCUCACCCGCCCACAGAAGAGAGACACGACACACGCCCCCGAGACACGCCUCUUCACCUCGUAGUAAAGAGGAACUCUCCACAGCCUGUUGAUCGGUUACUGGCGCGGCGGCCUCCGUCUGAACCCACAAACUCAGGGAAACAAAAACAAAAAAAUGAGCUAUAAAUAUCACCGCUAUCGAACCAAAUCCCGAAGAGGGGGGGAGGGGUAGGGGAAAUAAUAGUAAAUUGUUCUAGAAAUGGUCUUCGGGCGAGUCUUUGAGUGCUCAGGACAUUGCUAAGAGUUGAUGAAGGGGGAUUGAGUUCUCGAGUGGAAGAGUGUCAAGUGUUGAUGCCUAUGAGUGACAUUGUAAUUACACUUGUACACCUUGUAUAGCAUUUACUGUUUAAGGUAGAAUGUAAACCAUUAUUUCUAGCAUUUGUUGAUAAAUAAAACCCGCACUUUGUGUAGUUGACAGUGAAGCCACUGGAGAGUCUGGUGACGUAUCAUCCCCUUGUAUGUCAUGUACAUAUAUUUUCUAUUACAAGAAUUCUUCAAAAUC
Messenger RNA from Procambarus clarkii (red swamp crayfish), 3393 nucleotides. The record is from RefSeq and is a predicted model, not a curated record. NCBI's taxonomy places the organism in Eukaryota, Metazoa, Arthropoda, Malacostraca, Decapoda, Cambaridae.